Molecule: messenger RNA, 4829 nt
Organism: Esox lucius (northern pike)
Lineage: Eukaryota; Metazoa; Chordata; Actinopteri; Esociformes; Esocidae
Gene: prss12
Product: serine protease 12
Exons: 13
Coding region: 149-3004 (951 amino acids)
Biological process (GO): proteolysis
Cellular component (GO): membrane
Molecular function (GO): serine-type endopeptidase activity
Source: RefSeq, a predicted model, not a curated record
UGGCUGGAAGCGCGCGGCCUUUUUUGUUACUCCUCUCGUGAGGCCAACAGACCGGUUCCGAAGCGUGAGAGCGCGAUAAGGGGAGGACGUCGCGUGAACCGGCUGCGCUUUAACCGCCAAUCGGUGACAUACUGACUAGAGCGCCUGAAUGAGAGGGAGAGAGAGAAAGGGAAAGCCGAAGCGAAAAAACAAGUGUAGCCUUUACACCAUCCCAAACAUGGACUCGUCUCUUCUCUCCGUCGCCGUGAUUCUAGUUUUCUUCUCUUCCCAUCACGCUCUUUCUACCUCCGAUGUUCCCUCUACCUCAUUCAUUCUGCCGUUCACCGACUGUCUCCAGAGCCGCGGGAGGGACGGGUUCUACCAGGGCGCGGUGGAUAUAACGGAGUCCGGUGCGGUGUGUAUGCGAUGGAGCGAGGUAGCGGGGUUUGAGGAGCGCUACCCGGAAAGAGGGCUUGGGAAUCAUAACCGCUGUCGGAACCCGGAUAACCGGAUCAGACCCUGGUGCUUCUUUAGGAACAGCCGCGGCAGAACGGACUGGGGAUACUGCGACUGCAAACAAGGGUCUGUGCGUCUGCAGGCAGGUCGUUCUAAGCUGGAUGGUCGGGUGGAGGUGUACCUGGGGGGGGUCUGGGGGUCUGUGUGUAGCAGUGACUGGGACGAGACUGACGCCACUGUGGUGUGUAGACAACUGGGGCCCGGGUUCACUGGGCGAGCACGCACCUCUGCCCUGUCUCCUCGAGAGGGCGUGUCCAGACUGCACUGGGUGGCGGUCCAUUGUCAGGGGGAGGAGCCUGAUGUACUCCACUGCCCCAGCGUUCCGUGGAACGGAGAGGAAUGUCUCCAGGCUGCAGCCGUAACCUGUACCCCUCAGGAAGUGUUAUCUGUGGUGCCAGUGAGGUUGAUAGGGGGGUUGUCGGCGAGGGAGGGCCGUGUGGAGGUGUUUCACGGGGGACUGUGGGGUUCCGUCUGUGACGACCAAUGGGACGACAGAGAUGCAGAGGUGGUAUGUCGACAGCUGGGCCUUGGGGGUGUUGCGAGGGCAUGGAGUGGGGCUCAUUUUGGGGCGGGGUCUGGCAGGGUGUGGCUGGAUGAGGUGCAGUGUACUGGGAAUGAACUGACCCUGGAACAGUGUCCCAAAUCAGCCUGGGAGGAUCACAACUGUUUGCACACCGAGGAUGCUGGAGUGUCCUGUACCCCUCUGACCGACGGCUCAGUUCGGUUGGCAGGAGGUCGUGAGAGUUCAGAGGGCAGACUGGAGGUGUUCUAUAGAGGCCAGUGGGGGACUGUCUGUGAUGAUGGAUGGACUGACUCUAACACCCAGGUGGUCUGUAGACAGCUUGGAUACAGGUUCGGGGAGUCACUUCCUCCUCAAAGUUCAGAGGUCAUCCCAGGUGGCCAGUUCACGGUGGGCUCAGGUCCCAUCCUAUUGGACGAUGUGAGCUGUACAGGGAAGGAGCCUGGCCUAUCGAUGUGCAGCAGGAGGGAGUGGUUGAGACAUGACUGCUCACAUCAGGAAGACGUUAACGUUCGUUGUCGAGAGAAACUGUCACACAUCACCUCCAGUGUACUGGUGCGGCUGGCAGGAGGGGAGACUCCCAAGGAGGGCAGAGUGGAGGUGUUUCUCCAGGGCACCUGGGGCACGGUGUGUGAUGACGGAUGGACUGACACAGAUGCUGAGGUGGUGUGUCGACAGCUGGGAUACAGUGGAGUGGCGAAGGCCCGGGUGAUGGCGUAUUUUGGCGAGGGGGAGGGGCCUAUACACGUAGACAAUGUGAAGUGUUCUGGGGAGGAGCGUUCAUUGGCCGACUGCCUCAAACAGCCUGCCGGAACACACAACUGCCGCCAUAGUGAGGAUGCCGGUGUCAUCUGCGACUAUGGCCAAUCACAGCACACUGUCACGGAGGUCAAAGACGGGCGGGAGUCUGUGUGUGGUGUGAGGCUGGUACACACUCGCCAGCGCAGGAUCACAGGAGGCCAGAACUCACUGAGGGGGGGCUGGCCCUGGCAGGCAGCAGUUCGUCUCAGAGGGUCUCGUGGGGAUGGGAGGUUGGUGUGUGGAGCGACGCUCAUCAGGUCCUGUUGGAUCCUCACCUCUGCACACUGCUUCAAGAGGUAUGGUAACAACACUAAGCUGUACAAGGUCAGAGUGGGGGAUUACCAUUCUCUGGUCCCUGAGGAGUCAGAGGAGGAGUACGCCCUGGACCACAUCGUCCUGCAUCCCAGCUACCGUCCCCAUAGCAACGACUACGACCUGGCGUUGGUGCGUCUUUCGCCAGGUGUGGCGGGGAAGGAGCGUGACCGGUGUGUGGCUUUCGGUCGGGACGUCCUGCCGGCAUGUCUGCCACUCCGCAAAGAGAGAGUCCUGAAACACGCUUCUAACUGUCAUAUCACUGGGUGGGGAGACACUGGUAAGAGAGUCCUGAAACACGCUUCUAACUGUCAUAUCACUGGGUGGGGAGACACUGGUAAGAGAGACCUGAAACACGCUUCUAACUGUCAUAUCACUGGGUGGGGAGACACUGGUAAGAGAGUCCUGAAACACGCUUCUAACUGUCAUAUCACUGGGUGGGGAGACACUGGUAAGAGAGACCUGAAACACGCUUCUAACUGUCAUAUCACUGGGUGGGGAGACACUGGUAAGAGAGUCCUGAAACACGCUUCUAACUGUCACAUCACUGGGUGGGGAGACACUGGUCGUUCGUACUCCAAGACUCUCCAACAGGCCCCUAUCUCCCUCCUCCCCCGUCGCCACUGCCAACAGCGUUACCAUGGGGCCUUCACCAGCCGCAUGCUCUGCGCCGGCAGCGACAGCCAAUCAGAACGCCGCGUGGACAGUUGCCGGGGCGACAGCGGUGGCCCUUUGGUGUGUGAGCGUCCAGGCGGAGGAUGGGUGGUGUACGGUGUGACAUCGUGGGGUCACGGCUGCCGUGCGCAACACUCACCUGGUGUCUACACCAAAGUCUCCGCCUUCACCUCCUGGAUACACAAGGUGAUUGGACAAUGAGAGGGAUUCAUGAAGCAGAUUUCCAAAGUGAUUGGCCAGUGGCGAAGGACAGGUAGAGGUCUGCUAAUGAGGGCAGAGGUUGAAACGUGGAUGACUGACAGAACAAGCAGAAAGACAAUAUUCUGAGCUUUUGAUUUGAUUACAUGACAUUUGAAGAACACAUCAAAGAUGACUUUACAUACGUUGUGUUUUUAUUGGUCAGUGAAAGAAGUUGUUUCAUACCUGUCAAAAGGGUUGACCAAUCUCACUAAUCUAAUCUGUUUGUUAUAACUCCUCAAUUUCUCCUCUCUCGAUUUCUCCUCCCCCUUUCUCGAUUUCUCCUCUCCUAGCUCUCUGUCUUUCCUCGGUCACUCGUCUUCUAUCCUCUAAGUAUGUUACCUAUAUGCUCUUCGAAAGCACUUGUUUUAUUUAUCGAUUUGAAGUAUUAGUCAUUUGUUUUGUUUACUAUUUCAGUUUAGUCGACUCCUGGAUUGUUUCACUCAGUGGAGAUUCAAAUUUAGUUUACUACUCAAUUGAUUCACUGUUGGAGCUCCAGUAUGAGUUAGCUCCAGUAUGAGUUAGCUCCAGUAUGAGUUAGCUCCAGUAUGAGUUAGCUCCAGUAUGAGUUAGCUACAGUAUGAGUUAGCUACACUAUGAGUGAGUUACAGUAUAAGUGAGCUACAGUAUGAGUGAGCUACAGUAUGAGUGAGCUACAGUAUGAGUGAGCUACAGUAUGAGUUAGCUCCAGUAUGAGUGAGCUACAGUAUGAGUUAGCUACACUAUGAGUUAGCUACAGUAUGAGUUAGCUCCAGUAUGAGUGAGCUACAGUAUGAGUUAGCUACACUAUGAGUUAGCUACAGUAUAAUAUAGCUUGUCAAUUACAAACGUGUGCUUGCAAUCAAAGUAGAUUCACACGCGUGGUUACGGCCACAGGCUGGGGAGGAGCAGCAUGAUGUCGACUACCACACAUUAUAGUCCUUUCCACACUGCAUUGUUCUUAGCCCUGGGCUAGCUUAAGGAAGCUCUUAGCCCUGGGCUAGCUUAAGGAGGCUCUUAGCCCUGGGCUAGCUUAAGGAGGCUCUUAGCCCUGGGCUAGCUUAAGGAGGCUCUUAGCCCUGGGCUAGCUUAAGGAGGCUCUUAGCCCUGGGCUAGCUUAAGGAGGCUCUUAGCCCUGGGCUAGCUUAAGGAGGCUCUUAGCCCUGGGCUAAGGUGCAGUGUGAACACACCCAAUGUCAAGUCUGCAUAGUUAAUAAUGUUGAUGAAACGUGUAGAAGGAUUUACAAGAGACUGUUAUCUACCAAAUAGCUUGCGCCCAUUAGUCCACUUUCAAAUGAGCUAAAUCAGCAUUAGGAAUUUCUUUCUGAAUCCAGUACAAUGAAAUAGCUGACCUUUGGCUACUAAAACGCAGUCUGCCAAUAUCAAACACUGGCUCGCUGUAUAUACUAGAACAGUAUCGUAGAAAGUGAAAUGGAGUUCAUAAACCAUUGACAAAUGUGAAGCACCCACUUUCUCUCAGAAACAGAAUUUGUAGCUGUUAAAAUAUGAACCACAACGAAGCCACUUCACCACCAGUCCCAUGGGCAUCCUAACAUCAAGACAGCGGAACAGUUAUUAUCACUUUAAUUUGCAGCUAAUAUAAGAUGCUUGCUAAGUUUGCACAUGUUUGCAAGCCAAACACUCUUGAAUACAACCACAAAAACCUUAUCUUCCCUAGAAGUUAUUUAAAAUGUCAGAAGAGCGAUUAAAUCCUUUAGCUUUGCCUACUGGCGAGCUACGUAGCUGUAUAGCUGUAACGCAGUUGAUCGGUGAGAUUUCUCAAACAUACAGCUCCGGAAAAAAAUUAAGA